Tachysurus vachellii is the source of this 3220-nucleotide messenger RNA. It is a transcript of the gene timp2a, whose product is annotated as TIMP metallopeptidase inhibitor 2a. Gene Ontology annotation, biological process: negative regulation of endopeptidase activity; negative regulation of membrane protein ectodomain proteolysis. NCBI's taxonomy places the organism in Eukaryota, Metazoa, Chordata, Actinopteri, Siluriformes, Bagridae. Bases 257 to 916 code for a protein of 219 amino acids. Gene Ontology annotation, molecular function: metalloendopeptidase inhibitor activity; protease binding. Gene Ontology annotation, cellular component: extracellular matrix. The record is from RefSeq and is a predicted model, not a curated record. The transcript has 5 exons.
UGAUCCUGAAUCUAAAACACACCCAUGAAGAGAUACAGACUCCAGGCUACAGUAUAGCAAAGUGUGUUUUAUUAUCAGCAACCCAAAUCCUUUAAGGUUUUUUAAAAUCCCCGAUCGCAUCGGACGCUCUACUUUUUGUUGUUGUUGUUUUUGUUGUUGUUAUUGUCAGAAUCAGGGCAAACGAUUCAGUCAUCAGGUUCGUGUUUAUUUCUAGGGUUUUUUUUGUUACUGUAUUAAAGCUGCAAUAAGCGAAGAGAUGGCGUGUGUGAGUGGUUUGGUGGCCACAGUGGUGUUGUUGAUUCUCUGUCGUUUGGAGGAAAUAGCAGAAGCAUGCAGCUGCUCCCCUGUGCAUCCUCAACAGGCGUUCUGUAAUGCAGACAUCGUAAUCAGAGCAAAGGUGGUAGGAGGAAAAGAGGUCAGUGCUGGGAAUGAUAUUUAUGGCAACCCUAUCAAGAGGAUCCAGUAUGACAUCAAGCAGAUUAAGAUGUUCAAAGGACCAGACCAGCACAUUGAAAUGAUCUUUACUGCACCUUCUUCAGCUGUGUGUGGGGUAACCAUGGACACUAAUGGAAAGAAGGAGUACCUCAUCUCAGGAAAGGCAGAAGGCAGUGGGAAGAUGCAUGUGACUCUGUGUGAUCUCAUCAUGCCGUGGGAGUCCACGAGUGCCACCCAGAAGAAGAGUUUGAGCCAGCGUUACCAGAUGGGCUGCGACUGCAAGAUUACCCGCUGUGCGGCCUUCCCCUGUGAGAUCAGCAGCCCUGAGGAGUGCUUGUGGACCGACUGGGUGACGGAGAAGCUCAUUCAUGGACGGCAGUCUGAACACUACUCCUGCAUCAAGAGAGGAGAUGGUUCGUGUGCUUGGUACCGUGGCAGUGCUCCACCAAAGAAGGAGUUCCUGGACAAUGAGGACCCAUAAUAAAUUCAUGUAUAUCUCUAGACAGUGCGAUCAGAAAUUCUUUAAAACAACAUAUAUAUUAAAGAUGCAACAGAACAAAAACUGCACCAAAAAAAUUAGAUUAGCUUUACAGUUUAAUUAGAUAUCAAAACAUAGGUCAAUGCAACUGCCCAUAAAGCUUGUACUCUGUGUCAUCACCCUUACAUGCUGGACAAUCCUAAUUUAUGAACAUUUUCUGUCCCAAGAGCGCUUAAUUAUUUUUUUUAAAUGACCGAAAUGGCCUCUCAGUCUGCAAACAUUUGCAGACUCAAAGCUCAUUUCACGUGUUUCAUUUCUUGGUUGUUUCUCCAUUAAAUAAAAAGACAAUUUAAGUAGAACACUUGCAAAUGUAGUUUCGCAGAGUUAGGCUAAUUGGUCGAGUCAAAUACAUGGUGAGGCAGGACUUCCCAGAGAGUUAAAUCAUUGACUGUGAUCAAAUGAAGAGCAUUAAUACAGGCAUGCAUGGGUUGUUAGAGGAAGAAACUUAGAGACCAAAGUCAUUCCACAUUUAUAUGUGAGGGACAAAGAAGCUUAUAGUUUGCUGCUGACCAAAUUUCAUGUUAGUGCAUGUGGUUUCUGAGAAUCCUUCAUACUUUGUUUUGUUUUGCUUUUAACUAUAAAACCUGAGCGUCCCUGUUAGGGGAAAAUAAAGGGGUGAUAAGACAAUACCAUAUAAUCAGUUUGACACUGCUUGUCUCAAUAUAAUAUUAGUACUUUCUUUCUAAUUUGGAACAUGGUAUUGUGUAACAAUACGUGAUGUCUACUUUUUAUGUUUUAUUGUUUACUUAUUGGAUAUUAACUGAUUCUGUCUACCCCUUUAUCAUUCUUUCCUUUGUGAUGUGUAUACCUUUGUCUUAUCUCUGCUUAUUUUUUAUAAUGGUAGAUAUCUGCUUUUUUACAAAUAUUUUUUUCUGAAAUCACUCUUGAUCCUUAUUGAAACUUUUUAUUGCACUUUGUAGAAACUGCUACAAAACUGAAUCCUCUUUUCAGGUUUUGUAAGUCUUUUCGCUGUCACUAGAAUGCCAUUUAAUGCCUUUUAUGCUUAUUUGCAAAUGACUUUGUGACGUUCCUAUAGGAAGUAAGAUACUGAGGUUCCAUUAACAAAUGCUUGAUAGGAAUUUUCAAGCCUUGGACUGUAGUGUGCCAUCAGAGACUCUGCAGAUGUGUUACUUGAUGUGCCGCUAGGACAUUUUAAUAAAGUAGAGCUAUGAAAGACUUUAGUUGCCAUGGUAAUGGUAGUUUUGCCCUUCAGUUUUAACCCUAGUUUUGCCCUUCAGUUAUCAGACUGAAUACAUUAAAUAUUUGAAGUACAUUUUGAAUAAUAAACAUUAGGGGAAAAGUAAGGCUUCUUCUCUGUGAUAGCAAUAAACACAGUUUAUUGGUUGUCUUGCGAAUAAGGAAGGCUUUUGUCUCCGUUCUGUGAUUGGGCACUGCUAAGUCAUGUGACAGAUAGAGCAAGGUGUGAUGGUAGUAGUUGCUAGGCAUUUUGACAGGAUGAACUGUAGCACACUGAGAGACUGACACAGAGAGAGGGAGGGAGGGAGGAGUACCAUUGUGGAGUAGAAGAGAACAAUCAUUGCUUUUUUUAGUUGGUUGGGAUGAUUGACGCUUUAAUGCUAUGUUUUGUAUUUGUUUAAAAGUACUAAAGCUGUAUAAAAUGAACACAAUGGUCUGCCAAAUACAAGCAAGCUUUCAGAAGGUUGUUAUUAAAAUUGAUGCCUAUUCUAGUUUGGCCAGCUACUAUUUUAAUUAUUAUUAUUUUAUUUUAUUUUUUUUGAGGCUGACAGUGUUGAAGAAACAGAAUUUGCUGGUCUAAACUGCUUACAGUGUUGUGGAGAAGCUUUGCUUUAAAUUAAAAACAAACAACAAAAAAAGCUUUAUCAUUAAUGUUUUUUCUUUGACCAUUUUAUAAUUAGAAACACUUACAUCAGUCUAAUAAUGUUAGUAGUGUUUAAUAUAAAUCAUGCUAUAUCUAUGUUACAGCUUUGUAUUAAAUGUAAUGAAAUAUAAACAGCAUAAUUUAAAUGUUUGUUGUUUCUAUAUUUUACUGUCAUUACCGUUAUUUUAUAUGCUAUUUUUUACCAGUUUUUGUCUUUUCCUUUAAAGAGUUGCUGAAAGUACAGAAAUGCAGGACCUCUUGUGUUUUAAGCACACGAGUGAGAAGUCGUAUGAUGAGAACCAGACUAUGCAUGUCUUUGAUGCUUUGUGUAAUUUCCUAUGUGGAUGUUCACUUGUUGGGCAAAUUUACAGUAUUAGCAAAAAAAUAAAUAAAACUGUUAAAGAACA